UAUAUUUUUAUUAAUUAGUAACUAAUAACAUCCCUCAAUCACAAUAACAACACCGUUAAAUAACCUGUGACUCCUUCUCCUAGGGUUUAAGUGGAGAUUUGUUUCAAUAUUUAGAUCCAUAGAGGAUGAAUUAGGUUUGUAAAGUAAAACCACAUUGCCUCUAAAUUCCCACUACUAUAACACUUCAUUCUCAUUCAUGGUUUUUUUAUUAACACCAUAACCAUUCAUUAUUACUUUUGCUACUGCAAUGUCUAAGCUAAAGCGAUUGCCGGCGUCGAUUUCAACCGGAGAUAGGAUUAGCGACCUUCCAGACUCAAUUCUGUCUCACAUUCUCUCUUUUCUUUCAACCAAAUUAGCCGUCAAAACAAGCAUCCUCUCCAAGAGAUGGAAACCAAUAUGGCUUUCUGUCCCCACUUUCGAUAUGUUUCGUUUAUUCCCCGAUCAUGUUCUUGACUCAGUCAUGCAAUCUCGUGAUCCCAAAUUACCAAUACUAUUAUUCCGCCUCAAGUGUUUGGAACCCAAAAAUUUCGAUAUCCUUAUUAGUUCAGCAACACAAAGAGGUGUUCAAACCCUAGAUCUUAACCCGAUGUGUGUGCCUUUAAAGACGAAAACUCUUUCUGACAUACUCAAUUGUAAGACUCUCACGGUUCUCAAGUUGACAAACAUAUACAUUAACGACGAAGAGGUUCCUCAAGUCGAUGUUUCUUCGAUCAAAACUCUUCAUUUGGAUACUGUCUAUUUCGGCGGAUCUGAGAAACAUAUAAUCAGCUUUUUCUUAGCCUUUCCCGUUGUAGAGGAAUUGCAAUGGCAAACAGAUGAAGUAUUUUUUGGGGGGAAAUUUAUUCCAAAAACAAGAGGGACUGUUAACUGUUUUCCAAACUUGCUGAGAGCUAAUAUUUCUGACAUUGAUCUUAUUUCUUUCUUCUCCCAUUCUAGGGCACUACUUCUCAAUGUAAAGCAGGUAUGUACGAUUUUGUCACUUUAA
Messenger RNA from Vicia villosa (hairy vetch), 985 nucleotides. Its product is annotated as putative F-box protein At1g32020. The record is from RefSeq and is a predicted model, not a curated record. Bases 248 to 985 code for a protein of 245 amino acids. NCBI's taxonomy places the organism in Eukaryota, Viridiplantae, Streptophyta, Magnoliopsida, Fabales, Fabaceae. The transcript has a single exon. Gene Ontology annotation, molecular function: protein binding.